Helicoverpa zea (corn earworm) is the source of this 3304-nucleotide messenger RNA. RefSeq names its product importin-13 (gene cdm). The transcript is spliced from 17 exons. The record is from RefSeq and is a predicted model, not a curated record. Gene Ontology annotation, biological process: protein import into nucleus. The coding region runs from base 203 to 3037 and encodes 944 amino acids. Gene Ontology annotation, cellular component: nuclear membrane; cytoplasm. NCBI's taxonomy places the organism in Eukaryota, Metazoa, Arthropoda, Insecta, Lepidoptera, Noctuidae. Gene Ontology annotation, molecular function: small GTPase binding.
UAUUUGGAUUCUAAAAAAUAUUGCACGUACUUUUAAUACGAUAAGAGUAUUACUGUUUUUUAGUAUUUUAAGUUGAAAUCAUGGUAAAGUUUGUCUUAUGUAGAUUCUGUAAAUAAAUCUAUAAUGUAUAUAAUGAAGUAAAGUUUGUGCGCUCGUAAAGUUAAGCUUGGUGCAGAAGUGCAGUAAGUAUAAGACAGCUGAAAUGGAGUAUUCAGCUCAGAAUUUAGAAUAUGCAGUGUCUGUAUUCUACAAUGGAGAGCAAAGCGAAAGGGCAAAGGCCCACGCGUGGCUUACAACUGCGCAAAGAGUCCCAGAAGCUUGGAAUUUCGUGUGGGAAUUACUGCAACCCAGCAAGGGCACAGAGAUUCAGUUCUAUGCUGCAACAACACUGCACACUAAGAUCCUGCGCUGCUGGAAUGAGGUGCCACCGGAGAGUUACGAGGAGUUGAAGGAUAAAUUACUGCAGGCUGUAUUCACGUACUCCAAGGGCCCCAAGAUUGUUACUAACAGAUUAUGUAUCAGUUUGGCAGCAUUUAUCCUUCAGCAAGGCACAGUGGACCUGGCUACAAUAUUAAGGCCACUGUCUACUGUAGAAAAUACCACACUAUUAUUAGAAGUUUUAACUGUGAUACCUGAAGAAUAUAACAGCAUGACAAUGGGUUCAGCAUUGAGGAGCAGGAACCGCACCGCUCUGCAGCAGGCUUGCCCGGCUGUUUUAGAUGAUAUGCUCCGAUGUUUACAAACUGUAUACAAUACGGAGUACACCAAAGAGCCUCCAUCCGAGCAGACAGUGCAGUCCUGGGUGACGGCAGCUACUUGCGCUUGCAGCUGGCUCACACUAGGAGGGGAGGAUGCGGCCGAACACGCAUCAGGAGCCCUACCUGAUAGAAUGCCCCUCUGUCGUGCGUUGUUGGCCGUUGUGCAACUGUUGUAUACAUGGAAUCCAGCAGUAAGCGACACGCCGCUGGACGCGUGUGAAGCGUGUUUAUCAGCUGUGCGUGCAGCGGGAGGGACGACGGCGGCAUCACACUACCCCGCCUCAGCGCUGCAGCUGCUGAGCGAUCUAGCGGCACUGGCAGCGCCUCUCAUGGCAAGAGACAACGUGCCCAACUCCAUCAAUGAGGAGCUACUAGCAGCACUUAUAACCUGCUGCGUCUCCCUGGGCGAGUGCCACGCUCACGCACUAGUGCAGGCGGCGGAGGGGGACAACGUGGAGGGGUCGGGGGGAGCGAGGCAGCUUAUCGAGCUGGUAUUAGCAGCUCAGGCGGCGCCCGGACACUAUCCGCUGCAUGAGACGAGGUCUAACCUCACGUUCGGCUUCUGGUAUACUAUACAGGAUGAAAUACUAAACCUAAUGGAUAGAACGCACGACAUCCACCCAGUAUGGCGGGAGGUAUUCUCUCGUCUCCUAGCAACGCUGGUCACCAAGUCUUCCGCGCCCAAUGACGUCACGCUUUCCAAAGAUGAUCUCGAGUUGUUAAGGUGUUAUCGACAGGAUAUCGCUGAUACUGUGAUGUACUGCUACGGCGUCCUAGGCGAGUGGUGCUGGACGACGGUAGAAGCCGCGUACUCCGCGGCGACCAAUGAGAGUGGUCGAGAGGCGGCGCUUCACGUGUUCGCGGCUCUGGCCGACGCCGCCCCCGCGCAGCGAGCCCCGCCCCCUCUCGUGGCGCUCAUACAUCACGCUCUCAAUGUAGCACAUACUUCCACUAACAAACGUAUGCUCAACACCGCGCUGGAUUGUCUUGGUGGUUACGCGUCCUGGGUGAGCUCAGUGAGCGAGGCCCGCGAGCUGGGCCGCGCCUGCGUCCGCGCAGCCGGCGCCGCGUUGCCGCGCUGCCCGCCCGCCGCGGCGCUGGCGCUGCGCAAGCUAGCGGCUGACUGCAGUGCCCCGGCUGCGGCGUUAGCGCCUGAUAUUGUGCAGGCCGCUCAGACAUUCGAGAGCAGCGCGGGUCGGUCAGACGCGUGGGUGCGGCGCCAGCUAGUCGCGGCGGCGGGCGCGGCGCUCGCGGCUGCCGAGCCUGAUGCGGCCGGACCUUUACUAAGACCUCUCGCACACUCGCUCAGAGACGACCUGGCUACACAGGGCUCAGCAGGGUCCGGCGACAGCAAGUCCCGCGCGGCUGGCGCGGCGGAGUGUUGCGCCGCACUGCUGGCCGCGCUGGCGCCGCAGUCGGUGCUGGCCGCCGCGCUGUUCCGCACUAUAGCACCCGCGCUACCGCCUUAUGCUAACGAUCCUGCACUAGUGGAGCCAAUGUUCUACAUACUGAGACAGACAGUGUCGUCUCUGAUCGACGACUGCAUGCCGCUAGUGUCGGACAUCGCUCAGCUGAUCGUAGCCGGCUUCAACACAUAUCCCUGCGCUUCGGGACUUGAUGUCGUUAAACUGGUGGUACUAGCUCUAGGCAGCGAGUGGUCAGACGCCCGCGCUCUCCUGCAAGCAAGCGUCUCCGCUAGCGUACGGGCUCUGGCCCCCGACCCCUCCGCCCGGCCAGACCUUACCGAGGGACUCUUCACGCUACUGCAGGCCGUCACUAAGAAGAAACCCCAGUUUGUCGACUGGUUGGAAGAUCUGCUGCCGGAUUUAGUCGAAUUAGCAUGCGGCUGCGUCCGCAUGUGGGAGGUGGCCGGUUCUCGUGCAGCAUGCGGCUGGCUGUCGGCGCUGGCGGCGCAGCGGCCGCUGUGUCUGCAGCCACGAGCCCCCGCGCUCACUGCCGCCGCACUCUCCUGCAUCGGAGGAGCAACCCCCCGCAACCAGAUCGAGCCGCUAGCGGAACUCCUGCUGUCGCUGAACCGCGCGUCGUGGCGGGACGCGGAGCUGGCGGGCUGGCUGCGGGCGGCGCUGGCGGCGCCGGGCUUCCCCACGCCGCAUGCCACCGACCCGCACAAGCACAAGUUCAUACAGGCUGUUGUUAAGGAGAAGAGCAGUAAGCGACGGUUGCUAGAGACGGUGCAAGAGUUCUCUCUAGUCUGCCGCGGCCUCGUGGACACAGAGUACGCGAGACAGACUCUCGCCUCCAAGCAACUAGUGGCGUGAACACAACAUAUCUAAACGUUGAAUAUCAACCUCGCCCCUACAGGGACACUACUAACAAACUGUUAUACACACAUCAUUGUUAUGUUUUCCUAUCGCUUAUAAAUCACUUAAUGAAAUAAUUUUAUUGCAAAACUACAUCAGUAGGGUAUUUAAUAAUAUUGUAAAAACUUUACAUUGUAAAUAAUUCAUGAAAUCGUGAUAUCAUCUGUAUAUAGCCGUAAGGAUGUCUUUUUAGAGAUCUAAAGUAAAUAAAAAUAGCAAAAAAUA